AUGGGGAUCUCCCACCCGCUGUCCGACGACUUCGACGCUUCUCCCGUGCUCUCGCCGCCGCCGCCGCCGUCCUCAUGCUGCCCCCCCGCCCACGACGACCACUACCUUGAGCAUCAGGUUUCCAGGAUGGACACGCUCCCCGGCCUCGCCAUCAAGUACGGCGUCGAGAUAUCUGACAUCAAGAGGGCAAACAGUUUGAUGACUGACAGCCAGAUGUUCGCACACAAAAUGUUGCUCAUACCUCUACCAGGAAGACCCAUGCCAUCCUCUGUAAGGCUCAAUGGUUCUGGUCAGAAAAUGAAGAGAGCGUGGGCUCCAAACAAUCAGCAAAACAGAGAUGUUACGGAUUCGCUAGACUCAUCCAACUACAAUUCUUCUAAGCAGCAAAUGUCACUCGCCAUGAGCACCUUGCAGUCCUAUUAUGGUCUAACUCCUCAAAAUGGGGCUAUGACAGAUGCUGGCACUGAGAUGUCCUUGUACAGUAAGGGCAGUUUGGAGCGUAUCAACAGUGAAACAUUGGUCACUUCAUCUAGAUUACCAGACACACAUAAUACCGACAGAAGUAGGAACUCUGAAGACACGUCGAAUGGCUUUUCAGCAACAAACGGUGCCAGUGGGGCCAAGAUCAAUGGGACAGCCAAAGCAAAGCAAGAUGGUUCCAUUCGUCGGCGGCAAAAAGUUGAAGCUGAUCAAGUGUCUAACACCACAGAUACCCAGGACGAUGUUUUUACAGACCCAAUUAAGAUGACCAAGAGUUUGUUGCCAAGGCCAAUUUCUAGUAUCCGACAAAACAUGGACACAAGCAACCCAGAGUCCAGCCUGAAGAGCAAUGGUUCAUUUCUGAGCGGAUUUAGAUCAGUGCGGAAGUCGCCUAGCACACCAAACUUUGCAGAUGCAGAGAAUGGGAUCUCUAUGUGGUCAAGCUCGGCAUGGACUUUCAACCAUGAGUCGUUCACGCGACCAUUGCUUGAUGGCCUUCCGAAACCCACAGCACCUAGGAGGACCAAAGCUGCUUUGGAUUGAGCUGCCUGUGGCUGUAGUAGGUUUGUCUGCGAUGAUCCAACUUGAAUUUGCCAAGAAGAAGCCGGUGGAAAAUGGAAGUUGUGGCUUGGCUUGUUUUCAGAGUUUUUAUUUUGACGGCAGUUGCACCCUUGACGCCAGCGCUGCAUUCUUCAUCUUACCUGUGGCAAAAUGUAGAGCUCAAUACUUUUCAGUGCCAUGGAAGCAAGCGGUGGUUCUGGCAUAGAAACUCAUAUAUAAUUGUAUCAAUAUACAUACAUGUAUUCUUUACUCUGUUAUGUAGAUGAUGUGCUGGUAUAUAAUUUAGUAUAGAGUUUUGAGAAAGAGAGCAGAGAGUUUACAGACAGAGGACCUAUAUACGGAGUAUAUCCCAUGCAUUCUAAUUGAGGCAUGCAGUUGUGUGAUGUCACAGCAAGUGCUACUCUAAUUUGAUAUCCCUUUCUGUCAGCGUUAAUGUUGUUACUUUGUUCCAUAUAUACUCCAUAAUUAAAAGCUUA
Messenger RNA from Oryza sativa Japonica Group (Japanese rice), 1517 nucleotides. RefSeq lists its product as uncharacterized. The record is from RefSeq and is a predicted model, not a curated record. NCBI's taxonomy places the organism in Eukaryota, Viridiplantae, Streptophyta, Magnoliopsida, Poales, Poaceae.